Messenger RNA from Opisthocomus hoazin, 1824 nucleotides. Lineage: Eukaryota; Metazoa; Chordata; Aves; Opisthocomiformes; Opisthocomidae. The record is from RefSeq and is a predicted model, not a curated record.
AGUUAUACAAACUGUUUGUCUUUCAGAGCCAACAUAUAAUCAGCCAGACCGAACCAACAAGAGGCAGACUGUUUGAGAAGGCUCCCAGCAUCUCAUGAACGAACUAACGGAACUCGAUAAUGCUGGUUCUCCAGAGCCAGGCCUACGACUCAGAAAAGGACACAUGUCUGACACUGCAACAACACAGGCAGCCUUUGAAGAGAACAGCUCUGAGCAGAGGCUUCUUUUAGUGGAGCCACCUCUGUCUUCUGACCAGGAAAGUUGUUCUGAGGACAGUAAACACAAUGAGGAGUCAUCUCAAGAAGACGAAGGGUUUAUGGGUAUGUCGCCUCUUCUACAAGCCCACCAUGCUAUGGAGAGAAUGGAAGAAUUUGUGUGUAAGGUGUGGGAGGGCCGAUGGAGAGUCAUUCCCCAUGAUGUUCUACCUGACUGGCUGAAGGACAAUGACUACCUGUUGCAUGGACACAGACCACCCAUGCCUUCCUUCCGGGCUUGUUUCAAGAGUAUCUUCAGAAUACAUACAGAGACUGGUAACAUCUGGACACAUCUUCUAGGAUGUGUGUUCUUCCUUUGUCUGGGAAUCUUCUACAUGUUUCGGCCAAACAUGUCCUUUGUAGCACCCGUGCAGGAGAAAGUGGUUGUUGGAUUGUUCUUCUUGGGAGCCAUACUCUGCCUCUCCUUCUCAUGGCUCUUCCACACAGUUUAUUGCCACUCAGAAGGUGUUUCCCGGCUCUUCUCCAAGCUAGACUAUUCUGGCAUUGCACUUCUCAUAAUGGGCAGCUUUGUACCAUGGCUGUACUAUUCCUUCUAUUGCAACCCUCAGCCUUGCUUCAUCUACUUGAUUGUGAUUUGUGUCCUGGGCAUCGCAGCCAUAAUUGUCUCACAGUGGGACAUGUUUGCAACCCCUGAAUACCGGGGUGUAAGGGCAGGAGUAUUUCUAGGUCUGGGUCUUAGUGGGGUUAUUCCCACCCUGCACUUUGUCAUCUCUGAGGGGCUCCUGAAAGCAGCCACAAUGGGGCAGAUAGGCUGGCUGGCACUCAUGGCAUGCCUGUACAUCACUGGUGCUGCACUAUACGCUGCCCGCAUCCCGGAGAGAUUCUUCCCUGGCAAGUGUGACAUCUGGUUCCACUCCCAUCAGCUGUUUCACGUCUUUGUAGUGGCUGGUGCUUUCGUGCACUUCCACGGGGUGUCGAACCUCCAGGAGUUCCGUUUCAUGGUCGGCGGCGGCUGCACGGAGGAAGAUGGGAUGCAGUAACACCAGCCUUCAGCCCAAGUUCGUAACCAAAACAGUACCGCAGGCGCGGUUGAAGCAGACAGGCUAGCAAAAUGAAUACCUAAGAAGAAUCCAAGUUUCAGCUGAUGGGGCAUGGAGCUUCAUGGGGAUUCUGACUAACCGAGAUAAAUUCUAUACCUCAAGCAAUGGAAUGAAUCAAUUUGAAGACCAGGAAAUUCUGAAACCCUAAUUUAUUCUUGGGAUCUACAUAUUAAACUACAGAGGACCCUUCCAAAUCGGCUUCUGUUCAAUGCCAUAUUUAUUUGUAGAAGUGGGGAGGGAUAGCUUAGCAGUUUGAUUUUUUUUUUUUAAAGAAAAAAAAAAAUCAAGGUUAAAUUUAUAUCCUCUUGGAGGGUUUGGGAGUUGAUUUUAGAUGCUCUUUUGGGAGAAAAACAAAUUGUAAAUAAGAUUUCUAACUUUCUGUUUAAAUAAAAUUUAUAUAAAUGUUUUAAACAAUGGGUGGGGGGAAAAGGGUUUUUGUAAAGAAUGCAACAUGCAAGUACCACACACUGUUUCAAUUUUGCACAAAAUAAAUGAUUGCAGGAGGACCA